UUUGAAAUAAUUUCAAAUAUGUAUCGAUGUUAAGUCGAUGUUCCGUGCAUCACUAACUUGGAUCUCUAUUAGCCGGCAAGUAGGGUAAGGCGGUAAUUUGGUACGCGGAUUUGCACAAAUAACAGCCGCAUUAAUGAAGCUCGUGAAGCCCGGUUGGGUGCACCAUGAUGAUAAGCCAAUCUUCUCGGUGGAUGUGCAUCAGGAUUGCACCAAAUUCGCGACUGGCGGGCAGGGCACCGAUUCCGGUCGCAUUGUCAUUUGGAAUCUGAAGCCGGUGCUGUCCGAGAAGGAUGAGCAGGAUGCAUCGGUGCCAAAGAUGCUCUGCCAAAUGGAUCAGCACUUGGCAUGCGUGAAUUGUGUGCGCUGGUCGCAAAAUGGCCAGCUACUCGCCUCCGGUUCGGAUGAUAAGCUAAUUAUGAUCUGGCGGAAGGCACAGGGACCCAGCGGCGUUUUUGGCACCGGCGGCAUGCAACAGAAUCCCGAAUCGUAUAAAUGCAUACACACACUGCGCGGCCACGAUGGUGAUGUCCUGGAUCUCGCAUGGUCACCCAAUGAUUACUUCCUCGCCAGCUGUAGCAUAGACAAUACGAUUAUCGUGUGGGAUGCGCGGGCAUUGCCGAAUUUGCUGCACACGCUCAAGGGGCAUACGGGUCUGGUUAAGGGCGUUGCAUGGGAUCCGGUUGGACGUUUCCUUGCCUCCCAGUCGGAUGAUCGCAGUAUUAAGAUAUGGCGUACAACAGAUUGGACGUGCGGCACAACAAUAACCGAACCGUUCGAACAGUGCGGCGGUACGACGCACAUACUACGGCUCUCCUGGUCACCCGAUGGCCAGUAUCUGGUGUCGGCACACGCGAUGAACGGUGGCGGACCCACCGCCCAGAUCAUCGAGCGUGAAGGUUGGAAAUGUGACAAGGAUUUCGUGGGGCAUCGCAAGGCGGUCACCUGUGUCCGUUUCCACAACUCGAUAUUGACGCGCGACAUGGUCGGCGACAGUCCCAGCAAGGCCAUGCAAUAUUGUGUGAUCGCUGUAGGCUCCCGCGAUCGUUCGCUGUCCGUGUGGCUGACGGCGCUCCAGCGUCCCAUGGUCGUCAUCCAUGAGCUGUUCAAUGACAGCGUCCUGGACAUGUCCUGGGGACCGCAACAAUGUCUGCUGAUGGCCUGCAGCGGUGACGGCACCAUCGCCUGCCUCCAAUUCAGCGAACGGGAGCUGGGCUCCCGCGUCUCGGAGACGGAACGAAACAGUAUAUUCAAGCGCAAAUAUGGCGGCUAUAUGGAGCAUUCCGAGCAUACGGCCAGCAAACAGAUGGCGAUGACGCUGCCCGAACCGAGCAGCUAUGCUCUGCCCAAUGCGGCCAUGGAGCGUCGACUGCCUGUCCAGGUGACCGGUGGACAGGGACAGGGCGUCGGUUCACAUGCUCGGGCCAUCAGCAAACAGACGGAGACACGCACCAAGGAUGGCAAGCGACGGAUUACGCCCAUGUUUAUACCACUCAAUGAGCUAAACGAGCCCAUCUCCAGCAUUGGCAGCAACAGCAGCAUCAUUUCCACAAGCAGUAGCAGCAGCAACGAUAAUAGCAACAGCAACAACAUAGUCACAAACAGCAACAGCAGCGGCACGGGAACAUCAGGAAUUGGUGGCAGCAGCGUGGAUCCAAUGAGAUCGCAAGAGUCGCUCUACUCUCGAGCGGAACCGUCUGUUGGACGUCUGAUGUUGCCGCCAUCGCCAGCGGCAACGGCAGCGAUCUCACCACGUCGCAACUCAAUGCAGCUGCUGUGCGAUUUGAAUAGCGGCAAUACUGUGGGUCCCAAACUGCAGAUAACGGCGAAUAGUAAAUGUGAAUUUACGAAAUCGUCGCAGGACUAUCGCAUUCAUGUGCAGAAUGGCCAUCUAAAGACCGGCUACGGCAUGGUGGCCAAGGUGACCGCCCAAUUGAGUCGAGAGCUGCUCUGGGAUAUGUAUGUGGGUUCGCCGGUGAUCAAUGUGAAUCUGUGCAGUAAAUAUGUGAUGCUUUGCUCCCUCGAUGGGAGCAUGCGACUCCUGGCGAUGCAGACGGGCUCACCCGUCUUUCCAGCGAUCACGUUGACAAGCGCUGCACUGCACUGCACCUUCAGCAGCGAUAAUCAGAUGGUCGGCGUGCUCACGGACAGUGGAAUUUUGCGGAUUUGGAAUAUUGCCAAGCAGCGUGUCCGAUUGUCCACCAAUUGUUUGGAGCUGCUCAAUAAGCAUGGCAUGACGCUGCAGUUUGUUAUCACGGAUCAGGGCAUGCCACUAAUUGGUUUUCCCAGCGGCAAUUCCUAUUCGUAUUCAACGCCAUUGAAAUCGUGGCUGGUCCUUGCCACCGGUGAUGCGAUCAUGUUCAAUGGGAUACGUGGCUCGCUGCCACGCGAUCUGGAGCAUGUGCAUCGCAAGUUUCCUCUGCUCAGCAUGCAGACAGGCACACAUAACUAUCUCAGUCUGCGUGGCGCAGUCGAAAUCGAUCCGGAAAGCUGGCAGCAAACGGCCAAGGUGCUGUUCCUCGAGAAUCAGAUCAAGCUGUGCGAAGCGUUGGAAGCUUUUGAGGAACUGAAGCACUGGCAUAUGAUGAUGACAUUUCAAUUGGCCAGCUACGGCACCGAGAAGCGUUUGCGUCUAUUUAUGGACACUCUGCUCGACAAUGAGCUGCCGGAAACGAUGCAGACAAAAUCCAAAUUCGAGCUGAGGCAGUGCGUCUUGGACACGCUGGAACCGCACACAGAAUGGGAGUAUAUUUACAACGAAUACUUGGAUAUUUAUGAUCUGGAUGGGGAGAACUUUGUUAAGGCCACACCGCCACCACAAUCAUCGCUAGUAUCUUAUCCGUUACCCAGUGCGCCCUGUCCCCGUACGCGAGCAGCUGCCGCCGCAGCGGCGGCCAUUGAUGCACUCCUCACGGCGGAACCAUCAUCGCCGCCGCCGGUGCCGCCACCGCAGCCGUCGUCGUCGCCGUCUCCGUCGCCAAGUGCAAACGUCGAACCGGAAACCUGUGAAACAGAAUCAUCGUCUUCCUCGCCACCGGCGACGCCAGAGCCCGCCUCCGUUGAUACCGAAGCAGACAAGAACUGAAAGAGAGAGAGAGAGAGUUUAGCUCCGAAUUAUAUUGAUUAUUUCAAAAAGAUAUUGUCAUUUAACUCUAUUUUGUUUAAGAAUCAAUCGAUAUUUCGGAAACAGUUUGCAAAUCAAUCCAAAUUGUAUUAAUUCUAUAUAUUCAAAAGCUUCUGCAUAGCAAAUUUUAGUUACUUUUUGAGUCCAUUUGGAUCGUGAUUUUAGGCAGAAUUCGAAAAAUUGAUUUGCUGCUAUUGAAAAUGGUACUUCAAAGAUCCUGCAACAAUUUCCUGAACCUGAUA
Messenger RNA from Drosophila grimshawi, 3363 nucleotides. RefSeq names its product protein HIRA homolog (gene Hira). NCBI's taxonomy places the organism in Eukaryota, Metazoa, Arthropoda, Insecta, Diptera, Drosophilidae. Gene Ontology annotation, molecular function: nucleosome binding; protein binding. The record is from RefSeq and is a predicted model, not a curated record. Gene Ontology annotation, cellular component: nucleus; HIR complex. The transcript is spliced from 5 exons. Gene Ontology annotation, biological process: regulation of DNA-templated transcription; chromatin remodeling; DNA-templated transcription. Bases 134 to 3082 code for a protein of 982 amino acids.